Molecule: messenger RNA, 1608 nt
Organism: Mobula hypostoma (lesser devil ray)
Lineage: Eukaryota; Metazoa; Chordata; Chondrichthyes; Myliobatiformes; Myliobatidae
Product: NACHT and WD repeat domain-containing protein 2
Exons: 8
Coding region: 30-1592 (520 amino acids)
Source: RefSeq, a predicted model, not a curated record
CCACUGAGAACAUUUUAAGCUGGGAAUAUAUGGGAGACUCCAACAGCCUUCAGGACCCAAAAGCCCAAGAAGACCACCCUCCAGCAGAUCAUGAUCCUGUAAAUGAAAUAAUGAAAGGAAACAUCAAUCUUGCCUACUCGCCCAAGAAGAAAAAAUUAAUGAUUUACAUUUGCGGUGGUUACAAAGAUACAGAGCAUGAAAGAAAUGCACUAAUGAAGGGAGCUUAUCCACAACUAUACACAUACUGUAAAGAAAGAGGUUAUGACAUCGUGAUGGUUGACCUCAGGUGGGGAGUGAAGGAUGGAAUUAGUGACAACCAUACAAUGGCCCAUCUACAUCUUGAGGUGCUUAAAGAGUGCCAAAAAUCAGAAGGUGUCAACUUCAUUCUCUUAAUAGGACAAAAGCAUGACUCAGCUUACCUUCCUGAUACCAUAAUUAAAGAUGACUUUGAAGCUAUUUUUAAUUGCAUUGAAAAGGAAAGAAUGGAGACGACAAAACAGACACACGUAACUCACAAUCCUGAACCCCGUACUCUGACCGAAGAGCCUGGAUUGCACGGGGAGUCUCAUUGUACGGAACUCGACCUAAUCAAGAGCUCUAAUCUAUUUAAUGAGGGGCUGUCAGGAAGCUGUGAUGAUGAUGGAAGUGUAACUCUAUCUGCACAUUACCAUCAGACUAAUGACACAAGUGACCCAGCCAUGAGAACACCAUACUCUGCAUUGGACCUUGGAAAAGCUAUUGGGCUUCUUCAACAGUGGUACAAGUUGGAUGAAAAUUGCAUCCCCAGUGUUUACAGACUUCAGCCAAUCAGUGCACACUUCAAAGACUUUUACAGCAAGGAUUCCUCCCGUAGACUACAAGCAAGAAAUAACUGGUCUAAUUCUUCCCGGAAGCUAUGGAGCAUUCUUCAGGAAUAUGCACCUUUGGCCCUCGGCGAAAAAGCAGCCUCAAAUCUCCUUGAAACAGUUAUAGAACAGGAGGUUAAACAGGGACUGCAGACCAAAGAAAUUCCAGAGAACCACUGCCAUUGGUUCAAACGGUAUAUCACCGACAUUCAGUACAAUCUUUCAAGUGAGAAAGUUUCAGAUUACAUUGAUAUUUUACCACGGAAACGACAGCUGAAUGUACCUGUGUGGAAAGCCCACAAAAAAUUUGUGGAAAGCAUCCAUGCCAGGCUUCGUCAUACCAAUAUUUAUGAGUACAAGGUCAGCUGGGGUCGGGAUGGAAUCAAUCCAAAGCUCAACAGGUCCCACUUUUUUUACACAGAGCAUCUGUGUAAUGAUUUUCGAAAGACCUUCAUUGCCCAUUUUAACAGGACGGUUAGCUCACAGGAUGCUGAGAUACUGCCAGGGGCAGAAAGUAGCUGCAACACAGCCAAGAGCUGGGCCCAGGAGGAGAUGCUGGAGCAUGUGCAGCAUUGUCACACACUGGCAUCAUUUUUCAUUGGAAGAGAAACUUCCUUGCUUAGCCUGAAGGAAUGUCUGCAACAGUCGAAACAAAGACCGAUUGUACUUCUUGGGGAAGCGGGAUGCGGCAAGAGUGCUCUUGUUGCCAAGGCAUCCAUCCUGUCCUCCGAAUGGAUCUCAGGGUAAGUGCCAGAUCCUCAAU